Messenger RNA from Cooperia oncophora, 321 nucleotides. NCBI's taxonomy places the organism in Eukaryota, Metazoa, Nematoda, Chromadorea, Rhabditida, Trichostrongylidae. The record is from the annotation of a GenBank genome assembly.
AUGAAAACCAUCAUUCGUGGAGUGAUUCUCAAGGACUAUUUGACGUUCCGAACACUGGUCUCAAAAGUUUUCGGCAUUGCUAUGUGUAUCGGCAGCGGAGUUCCGAUAGGUAAAAUGGGUCCUUUCGUGCACAUUGCCUCAGCGGCAGCAAACGAACUCUCGCGGCUAGCAUCACGAUUCGAUCCGGCCUUCAAAAAUGAAGCAAGAAAAGCCGAGUGUCUUGCAGCUGCGUGUGCUGUUGGGGUUGCAUGCACGUUCAGUGCACCAAUCGGAGGUGUACAUUUAGUCGUUCUAGAAGCGUCCUUUGCGCUUAUGCUCUAA